AUGUCGACAACGCCAAAGACGGAUUACCACAACGAAGACGAAGGUAUCAUUCUUAUGACACUAGGGGUACAGAUUCCGCUAGCUAUCGGCUUGGUGGUGCUCAUUUUGAUAUCGUUUACGGGCAAUGCAAUGACAGUUACAGCUUAUUUACGGGACAAGAAAAUCUGCUCCGUGUACGAUUGCUACUUGUUUAAUCUCGCAAUCACGGAUUUACUGGUAUCCGCAAUCAGUUUACCUUUUAACACGGUGUAUAUUCUCAUGAACUUCACGUGGCCGUUUGGAUACGCCAUCUGUAAGGUGUACCUCGUGUGCGACUUCACGCUGUGUGUCCAAUCCAUAAUGCUGAUGUUAAUCAUUAGUUUAGAUCGGCUGCUAUUGAUCCAAAUGAGCUCCUCCUACAUCAUCAGAAUCACGCGACGCGUUGGAAUCGCCCAGGUUGCCGGCGCCUGGCUCAUCUCCUUCCUUGUGUACUCUCCCGCUAUCAUCGGCUGGGACGCCUGGAAGGGCUACUCGAUCCUCAAGGACAUGGAAUGCCACACGGAAUUUGCGUACGACCGCGUCUUCAUGACGAUCACGGCGUUCGUCGAUUUUAUUAUCCCAUUCGUAUGCCUGGCGUCAUUAAAUGCUGUUAUCUAUGUUAAAAUAAAGCAGCGAUCAAAAGUGAAUCCGGUCACGAGUAUGUGUGUGCAAUCGGUGUCAACUGAUAAUUCCAGUAAUCGAACAACGACAGCUGUCCCGAUGCCUCCUGCGGUCCGCGACUUUGGCAGACACCACCGGAAGGCGGCAAAAUUUCUUGCCAUGCUCGUCGCGGCCUUCCUUGUGUCCUGGGCGCCCUAUACCAUUACCACCGUGCUGAAAUCGUUCUGUGAUGACUGCGUGAACAAUAUUGUGUACGAGCUAGUCCUCAUUUCCCUCUGGAUGAAAUCCGCCGUUAAUCCAUUCCUGUAUGCGUACAACAGUCCAAGAUACCGCAUGCACUUCCGACGUUUCCUUUCGUGUAACGACAGGCUCCUGUUCUGGAAAGGAGAACAGGCCGUAAAACCGGAAAUCAGAGUUCAGAACACUGCCGCUUGA
Molecule: messenger RNA, 1074 nt
Organism: Dreissena polymorpha
Lineage: Eukaryota; Metazoa; Mollusca; Bivalvia; Myida; Dreissenidae
Product: octopamine receptor 1-like
Exons: 1
Coding region: 1-1074 (357 amino acids)
Biological process (GO): chemical synaptic transmission; G protein-coupled receptor signaling pathway, coupled to cyclic nucleotide second messenger; adenylate cyclase-inhibiting G protein-coupled acetylcholine receptor signaling pathway
Cellular component (GO): dendrite; membrane; synapse
Molecular function (GO): G protein-coupled serotonin receptor activity; G protein-coupled acetylcholine receptor activity
Source: RefSeq, a predicted model, not a curated record